Messenger RNA from Abrus precatorius (Indian licorice), 2243 nucleotides. RefSeq lists its product as uncharacterized. The record is from RefSeq and is a predicted model, not a curated record. The transcript is spliced from 2 exons. Lineage: Eukaryota; Viridiplantae; Streptophyta; Magnoliopsida; Fabales; Fabaceae. Bases 147 to 929 code for a protein of 260 amino acids.
ACAUCACCUCUUCGACCCCAACGCUGACAUCGCUCAACACGUCACCACCUUAACCUCCAACCCUCCCCUGUUUUCAAACAAACCCAACACCACCACUCUCUCAUUCCUCCCAAAACUAAACACAACCAGCAACCAAAAACACCGCCAUGCUUGAUCCAAGAACACACCAGCCCCCUAAUUAUUUUCACGAAACACGGGAACCUACGAACUCUGUUUUGUGGCCUUCAAAACCACCUUUGGAUGAUGAUUCUGGCAUCUGUUCCCCUCCUCUUUGGACCACAAGCCCCCCACAUCGCAUUCACCAUUUCCGAAGCCUUUCACCCACUUCAAGAACACAAGCCAUAGUCAAUGGCCAAAGGGAACUCAUGGAAAUGGUUAAGAACAUGCCCGAGUCUAACUACGAGCUUUCCCUGAAAGAUCUCGUUGAACAGCACCACAGGGUCGACGCUAGACAAGACAACGCUGUGGAGGAGGAGAGGAAUUUGAGCGCAUACAAGAGAGAAAGCGUUGGUCGCGGUAGUAGAACUAGAAAGGUUGAACAUAUGCCACAUGUGAAGCGAAAUGGAAACAUUGAUCGUGGAGGUUUCUAUCUCAAAAUGGUGUUUCCUUUUUCUUUGGGAUCUAAGGACAAGAAGAAGAUGAAGGGGAAGAAGAAAAACGAGUCCUUGGGGAAUAGUAGUUCAAAAGUUACCCCUAAACCUGAUGGAUCAACAAAGGGUGUUGUUGAUAAGGAGUGGUGGAAGAAGAGCCCUUCAGCGUGUAGAGAGAGUGAUAGUGGUGAAUCCAGUAUCAAUAGUGGAAGCGUCAAGAGUUCUGGUAGUAGCAGUAGUAGCAAUAGCACCACUAGCAGAAGUAAUAGCAGGCGUGAGAACGGUGGUGGUCGUUGCUGGCAUUUCAUUCGCAUACCCAAAAGAAUAACGCGAAAGUAACUUCUGAUGGAACAUGCUACUUUAUGGUCUACAUAUUCAUGAUCCUUACAAGCUUUGCUUUCAUAAACUCCUGGCGAAUUUUACCGCAAGUCAUUUGACACAACCUAGUUCUAUUGUAACUUUUUAUGAAUGAUGAAGGUAAAUUCACGCCUUGGAGUCACAUAAAAUGCACUGUGCAGAUAUAAUCUGUAUAAAUAUACAAUGCUUCAUGUAAUUAAGUAGUAUUUUUUUUUUCAGUCAUGAUAAGGCCAAAAUACAAGCAUGCAUGCCAAGAAAAGAUUUACUAAGUUUCCAAUUUUUUUGUUUAUCUAGACCAUCAAAUGAAUAUGAAUCCGCUCUUGGAAAUAUAUUCAUGAUGACUUGAAUCCUAUAGUUUUUUAUGAGUUAUAAAUGGUGUCAGUCUUGAUCUUAGAGGGCGUGUGUGAAUAAUGAGGAUUUAUAAAAAGGAUUGAUGAUAUAGCAUUAUUUACGAAUAUAUGUAGAGACAAAUUAUAACUUUCUGCUCAAAUUUGUCUCUUAAUAAAUGGAAGUUCUGUAAAAUUUCGCUUGUGUCGUCAUAUUGGCAAUGAAGUGUGUGUAUAAAAAUUUAUUUAACUUGAAUCUAAAGAUAAAAUUAUAACUAAUAGCAUUUGAAAUAAAUGUAGCCAUGGUAAGUGAAACUAAAAUAUUACUAGAUCUUGAUGCCUGGAGGAGCUUUUCUUGAUUUUCAAGUGUUCCCCCUAAUAAAUGGGGCUUAAAGCCUAAACACAAACUAGAAAUUAGGUAAUUCUUCUAGAGUACUAAGAACCUAAAAAGUUCAGAGUAAUUAAAGGAAGUAAAUCUAAAAAGGCUGACUCUAAAAUAUAAAAAAGAAUUCCUCCUUUAGUCCUAGCUUUAACAAGCCAAUUAGCAUAACGGUUAACCUCUUUUAAGACAUGGUUAAACCUAAUAAAAUGAAUACAUUUAAUCAAACUUUUAAUCUUGCUAAUUAUAUGAAACAAAGGAUAAUUAUAACUAGGUAAUUUUACAAACAGAAAAAUAGCUUCUAAAGAAUCACAUUCAAUCCAAAUCAACUGAAUAUUCUAUUAUACAACUAGUUUGAGCCCCAAUAAACUCUCCAGUGCUUGGUAGUAAGGGGAGAACAAGGAUCCAGGGCCAUAUAGAAAACCAACUAAGAACCUCCCUUGCUGUCCUAAAUGAGACCUCCAUAGCCAACAAAACUAGAAACAUGAGACAUAACUCCAUCCACAUUGAGUUUUAGACGAGACUCAAGAGGGGGCUGCCAUUUUAUUUGAGAUUGGGAAUCCAUCACCCCAAAAACUUGCUGAAACCUGC